Arachis stenosperma is the source of this 846-nucleotide messenger RNA. RefSeq lists its product as uncharacterized. The transcript has a single exon. The record is from RefSeq and is a predicted model, not a curated record. The coding region runs from base 1 to 846 and encodes 281 amino acids. Lineage: Eukaryota; Viridiplantae; Streptophyta; Magnoliopsida; Fabales; Fabaceae.
AUGAAAGUAAGAAAAAAGGCGUUACUGAGAUGUUGCGAGAGAUGGUAUAUCAGGAAGGAGAUACAUUGGAAACAAAUGUCACGAUCUCAACAUGCAAAAGAGAUGGACAAGAACACUAGAUAUUUUCAUAGCAUUGCUUCAGCUAGACGCAAAAAUAACAGAAUUGAUGCACUAGUAAUAAAUGGUAGGGUGGUAAAAAAUCAAGCAAGGAUCAAGAUUGCAAUUAGAGAUUUUUAUAAGAGCUUAUACCAUCAAGAAGUUUCUCCUAGAAUUGGUUUUCAUGAUGGACUGGUUAGUCAGAUCAGUGAGGAGGAGUCUAUAUCUCUGAAAGUGUUGCCAUCAAGUGAAGAAAUGAAGGAGGCAGUUUGGGAUUGCAAGUCAACUAAGGCACCGAGCAAUGAUGGUUACAAUAUGAAUUUCAUCAAGAAGUGUUGGGAAGAAAUUAGGGGUGAGUUCACUGCAGCUGUGAUGAGUUUUUUUGAGAUAGCUAAGCUACCAAAUGAUUCAAAUGUUACCUGGGUGGCUUUGGCACUGAAAUUUGUUGGAGCAAAGGAGAUUAAAGACUUGCGGCUGAUUAGUAUGGUUGGCGAUGUAUAUAAGGUGAUAUCUAAAGUGUUGUGUAGGAGGUUGAGAAGGGUAAUGCUAAGAUUGGUCGGGAAGACGCAUAGUGCUUUUGUGAAAGGUAGGAAAAUACAUGAUGGGAUUUUGAUAGCAUGUGACACUGUUCAGUGGCUAAAGUUGAGAAAGAAAGCUUUUGCCAUCAUUAAGCUAGAUUUCCAAAAAGUUUAUGACAGAGUUAAGUGGAACUUUGUAAAUAUUGUUUUAGCUAAGAUGGAGUUUGGUUAG